Molecule: messenger RNA, 1379 nt
Organism: Hibiscus syriacus
Lineage: Eukaryota; Viridiplantae; Streptophyta; Magnoliopsida; Malvales; Malvaceae
Product: trihelix transcription factor ASIL1-like
Exons: 2
Coding region: 155-1198 (347 amino acids)
Cellular component (GO): nucleus
Molecular function (GO): transcription cis-regulatory region binding
Source: RefSeq, a predicted model, not a curated record
UCUUGAACGUUUCCGAACCCUAGAAUUUUCAAUUGAGGGUUUUGUUAUUUCCGAGAAGCAUUACUUUUCUUUCUUUACUGAACCAAACCAAUCGCUAUCUUCCCAAAAUCAAAACCUAAGAGGAAAAAAAAAAGGAGAAACCAUUAAAGGGGUGAUGGAUGGCCUUGAACCCUAUUCUUUUAAUCGCCAUCCUCAAUAUCCUCGUUCGACCAGAACUCGCCACGUAUACAGUUACGGACCAGACGAAGAGCUCGAUGAUGAAGAAGAAUUGGAACAAGAAUACAACAACGUAGAUGACGAUAACGAUGAUGACCCAGAUGUUUAUUACCGUCGUGUUAAAGAAAGCGAGCGUUUUGAAAGGUACCCAAAGCGGAAAAAGCUGAGAACUUCAGUCCCCAGCUUCCAGUACACACCCGACCAUAGAGAUAGCUUCAAAACUGCAUAUGAUUGGUCGCAGCAAGAGAUUUAUGUUCUGUUAGAAGUUUGGGGGAAUAGGUUUUUGCAAUUGGGGAGGAGGAGUUUGAGGGGUGAAGAUUGGGUUGAUGUAGCUGAGAAAGUUAGUGAUGCUUUGAAGAGUGUGAAAAAUGAAGCCCAGUGUAGGCGUAUGAUCGAUGGGUUGAAGAGGAAGUUUAAGAAAGAGAAGUCGAAAGCCGAGAGAAAGGGGUUGAAUUCGAGUAAAUGGGUGUUUUUUAGGAAAAUGGAGAUGUUAAUGGGGUUGGGUUCUUCGUAUAAGCAACAAGAAUCAUGGUUGGCUUGUGGAGUGGAUUCCGGGGAGUUUGUGUUUAUGAAUCCGCAGGUUUAUUUGGAUAGGUCCAAUGGUUUUGAUGAGAUGAGGGAUAGUCCCACUGAGUCAGAGAUGGAGGAGGAGGAGGAGGAGGAGGAGGAGGAGGAGGAGGAGGAUGGAGAGUCAAGCAUGAAAGCCGAAGUACACGAUGAGCAUUCGAUGAGGAUGUUGGCCGACUCGGUGCAGCGGUUUGGUAAGAUAUAUGGGAAGAUUGAGAGUAGUAAGAGGGAGCAUAUGAAGGAGUUAGAGAAGAUGAGAAUGGAUUUUCAGGAGGAGUUGGAGGUACAAAAGAAGCAGAUUUUGGAUAGGGCACAAGCAGAAAUUGCAAAGUUGAAGGAAGAGGAUGAUGAGGAGGAGGAGACAGACGAUGAGGACGAAGACAAUGAAAAUUCCAUGCAGAAUAUCAGCGAAUAGGUUUCUUGGGUUUGAAGUUUUGUAAAGAACAAUUACAUCUCAACGUGUAACAAGAACUGAGAUUCGUGGGGGAUUUUGUUCGCCCUGCAUGCUGAGAUGACUUACGGAAGUUGAAAGUUUCAGUCGUAAUAGAUGUUUGCAUUUAGAAUCUAAUAAAGGUAAUGAUAUAUUAGGGCUAACU